AUGUUUAGACAUCUUACAAGACCAGCACAGCUUACUCUACGCCACUCCUUAAGGACUAAUAUUCCUGCAUUGUCAAGAUGCGUCUCAAGGAGAUUACCAUUAAACUCGCAUAACGCCACAACUUGUCUCAGGUUGUAUUCGAUCAGCACACAAGGGGAAUCACUCAGUGGCAAAAUUGACGAAAUUUCAGACGGAGAGUACAACAAAUUGUCCAACCAGUACCUUGAGACUUUAUCAGAAGAGUUGGAAGAAUUGAACGAAGAGUAUGAUCAAGUCGAUGCUGAGCUUAGUCAUGGAGUGUUAACCUUGAUAUUGCCCCCAAAUGGUACAUACGUGAUCAAUAAACAGCCUCCAAAUAAACAGAUUUGGCUCAGCUCACCAAUAAGCGGUCCCAAACGGUACGAUUUGAUCAAUGGACAAUGGAGAACUUUGAGAGAUGGCAGUUUGCUUACAGAGUUGUUGGAACAGGAGAUUUCGGAAGCUCUUAAAACAGACUUUAAGUUUGAGUCUGUAAGCUCGUGA
Molecule: messenger RNA, 522 nt
Organism: Lodderomyces theae
Lineage: Eukaryota; Fungi; Ascomycota; Pichiomycetes; Serinales; Debaryomycetaceae
Gene: YFH1
Product: ferroxidase
Exons: 1
Coding region: 1-522 (173 amino acids)
Biological process (GO): iron incorporation into metallo-sulfur cluster; intracellular iron ion homeostasis
Cellular component (GO): mitochondrion
Molecular function (GO): ferric iron binding; ferrous iron binding; iron chaperone activity
Source: RefSeq, a predicted model, not a curated record